Messenger RNA from Aspergillus ibericus CBS 121593, 1420 nucleotides. Its product is annotated as DUF895 domain membrane protein. The transcript has 4 exons. NCBI's taxonomy places the organism in Eukaryota, Fungi, Ascomycota, Eurotiomycetes, Eurotiales, Aspergillaceae. Bases 1 to 1419 code for a protein of 472 amino acids. The record is from RefSeq and is a predicted model, not a curated record.
AUGGCGCUGGAAAAAGAGAUCCACGCGAGUGAUGAGGAAGUCCAGGUUCAACAUACUGGAUCGGACACUCCGUCUUCGGUGGUUGAUCAUACCGUGAAACACCCAGUAAAAUGGUACCGCUCCACCACCUACAACGCCCUCAUCCUCGGGCUCUGCAACUUCCUCGCCCCCGGCAUCUGGACCGCCAUGAACAGUCUCGGCGGGGGCGGGUCGGAAUCACCAUACCUGGUUGACGCGGCCAACGCACUCACCUUCUGCUUGAUGGUAUUCUCCUGUUUCUUCGGGAGUAUCCUGGUCCGGUACAUCGGGAUCAAAUAUACCCUUGUCGUCGGGACGAUCGGAUACGCGCCCUACGCAGCAGGAUUAUACACGCAUAACCGGUUCGGAACGGAUUGGUUAGUGUUGUUUGGGGCAGCGCUGUGCGGGUUAUCCGCGGGAGUGUUCUGGAUGGCGGAGAGUGCGAUUGCGCUGUCGUACCCGGAGCCGAAGAACCAGGGACGGUUUUUGGGGCUGUGGUUGAGUUUUCGCGUGGGGGGGCAGAUCCUGGGGGGGGCGAUUAAUUUGGGGUUGAAUGUGGGGAGGAGUACGGCGGGGAGUGUGUCGUAUUCGGUGUUUGGGGUGUUUAUUGCUCUGCAGGCGUUGGGGCCGGUCGGGGGGUUGUUGUUGAAUACGCCGGAGCAGGUGCAGCGGACGGAUGGGUUGCGGGUGAAGUUGACGGUGAUGAAGGAUCCGUGGUUUGAGGUGAAGGCCAUGGUGAAGUUGUUCUGUCGGAGGGAGUUUUUGUUGAUUCUGCCGUUGAUUGCGCAGGCGACGUAUACGGAGGCGGUCAUGUUUACGUAUUUGGAUUUGUGGUUUAGUGUGCGGGUGCGGGCGUUGGGGAGUUUUCUGUCCGGGUGUUUGGCGCUGAUUGGGGGCAAUGUGUUGGGGAUGUUUUUGGAUAGUGGGUUGAAGUUGCAGGUGAGGAGUCGGGGGGCGUUUUGGGUGGUGAUGACGCUGCAGGGCGGGUGGUGGGUGUGGGCGACGGUGGUGACGACGGGGUAUUGGAAGAGUGGGAGGACGGGGAUUGAUUGGACGGAUGGGGAGUUUGCGAAGGGGUUUGUGUUGUAUUUGAUGUGGGUGUUGGGGUUUCAGUUGAACUAUAUGUUCUUGUACUUUGUGGUGGGAAACCUGGCGGCGGAUGAGGAGGAGGUGGUGAGAAUCAGUGGGCUGCUGAGAGGCGUCGAGUCGGCCGUGCAGGCGGUUUCGUACGGCCUCAGCAGCGUCGGCAUCAUGGCCUCGAUUGGCGGCACCUAUCUCAACUUUGGUCUCUGGGCCAUCGCCGUGCUGCCCGCCUGGUUGGUCAUUCGGCAGUUUGGCGUGGGCGAAGAUCGCAAGCUGGCGAGAGAGUACGGAGCUGAUAGAUAUGAGCAGCGUGAAUAAG